Messenger RNA from Phasianus colchicus (ring-necked pheasant), 697 nucleotides. The record is from RefSeq and is a predicted model, not a curated record. Lineage: Eukaryota; Metazoa; Chordata; Aves; Galliformes; Phasianidae.
UUUAAUUUGUUUACAGCUAGCUACUACUUUUAACCUAACUACAGCCAUGCUGAAAGAUUUUGUUCCUGAGAUUGCUCUGCAUUGCCUGACAGCUUGCCCAGUGCUUCUGAAACUGAUGGCUACAUCACCACCUGUUGUCAUUUUGCAGUCCGACACAUGCAGACUGUGGAUCACUGGGUCUGUAGAGGUGUUUGCUGUUCUGCCAAAUUCAACCAUCCAGUACAUCUUUACAGGGAAUCUAACAACAAGUACCAGAGGCAAUUUGACAGUAAUCAAACAGAAGCUGAUCAUCUCAUUACUUCUGAAGAGGCUCCAGUUCUCCCUGCUGCACUCUGCUGUUAGAUUCUCUCAGGUAAGUUAACAGUUUCAGUGCCUAGGACAGGUAGAUGAGCCCUGAGUUAAAAGCAGUUCAGCCAAACUUGUUGCUGGACAAUUCUCCAUCUGAAUUCGAAAUAUCAUCUGCCACUGCUCUUUCUGCUUUCAAAUACAUUACCUGUUUUGUUUGUUUGUUUGUUUUUCUUCCUAGUACCAAUAAAUAACUCUUGGAGUGUUUCCUUUAUCAACAGAGACACCAGAUAUUCUUAUUAUCAUGCAACAUCAAUUGGAACAGGGAGAAGUGUCUGCCUAGACUGCAUGACCUAGUCUGCCAUCACAAUUGAUUUUACUGGCUUCUGCAUCCAGCAAGACAAAGGCAGGC